GACGAUCUCGGGGACGAAAUCAAUGCUAACAGGCUUGCGAGUUAGCAGUUAGUUAAUUAAGUCGGCGUUAUUGGAUCAUGGAAGCCAAGCACCCCUCCCCAGUAGCAUCCCCUCGACGCAAUCGUGACUACACCGCCCUACACGAGCGUCGUAGAGCUCGACUCUUACUCCGGCACACGAGCGUUGCGAGCAUUGCGAGGGUGGACGCCGUAGGGCUUGCACAACCUGCCAGACGUUUUAAUUAGAGGUGGAGUGCCGGCAGCCCGAAAAAAUGAACGAUUACAGCUAUGGCGCGAGAUACGGAAGAGAGGACGGACGAGGCAGACGGAACAGGGACGAGGCCGAGGGCGAAGAACGGGACAAAAGGACCGCCAUGCAGCGGCUCGACAGCAUCCAGGAUCCUGGGAAACGCUAUCUCCUGAGAGAAUGCAUCGGUUUCGGCGUCUGCGGGGACGUGUACGACGCCAUCGAUCAGAACGCGGGUAACAAGAGGGUCGCGGUCAAAGUGCAGAAGCUGACGGCCGAGUCGCAGCCGUUCAUCGUCGAGGAGUACAAGGUCCUGCGAAGCUUAGCGUCCCACCCGAACCUGCCGGACUUUUACGGAAUUUAUCGGAAGAGGUCCGGCAAGAAGACCGAGUACGAUCAAAUAUGGUUCGUCAUGGAGCUUUGCGACGGCGGCACGGCGCUCGACCUCGCCAAGGGACUCCUCAGGAUGGACAAGAAGCUGAGGGAGGAGCACAUAGGCCACAUACUGAAGGAGGUGUGCAAGGCGAUCAUCUACCUGCACGAGAACAACGUGAUGCAUCGCGAUAUACGCGCGAGCAACAUCCUGCUGACCAAGGAAGGCGAAGUGAAGCUGGUCGAUUUCGGACUGUCAAGAGCGGUCCAGGGGGAAAUGGGGAAAAGGUACACGUGCGUGGGAUCGCCGUGCUGGAUGGCACCGGAAGUCGCGAGCAGCAAGGAGAACAGCUCCAGCAGCGGCUACGGGAAUCGUGCCGACGUCUGGGCGAUCGGGAUCACGGCGAUCGAGCUGGCCGAAGGGAAGCCGCCCUUCCAGGACAUGCACCCUACGAGAGCCCUCUUCCAAAUCGUCCGCAACCCGCCGCCGCAUCUGUACAGGCAGUCGAACUGGUCGCAAAACUUCAACGACUUCAUAGCAGAGUGUCUCGAGAAGAAUCCCGAAAACAGGCCGUUCAUGGUGGAAAUAUUCGAGCAUCCUUUCCUAACGGAGCUGACCGACAACGAUUACAUGAUGGCGCAAGAGCUCAAGGUGCUGAUGACGGACGCCUGUCCGAUAGGCAAGCUGGAGAGGAGAGCGGAAGUGCUGGUUCGAAGGGGAUUCCUCAAGAUGCAUCAGACCGAUCCUCUGGAGCCCAUGUUCAUGGAAGACAUCGCGGCGCUCGAAGUGCUGACGGAGGACGCGAUCCUGGACGAGCUUCACGAGAGGCUGAGGCAAGGCUACUUCCACAGUUUCGUCGGGGACAUUCUUCUGAUCCUGAAUCCGAACGAGUCGCAGGACAUUUACGGAUUGGACUACCACACGAAGUACCAGUUCAAGUCGCGGUCGGAUAACGCGCCGCACGUGUACUCCGUGGCCGACAGCGCUUACCAGGACGUGUUACACAACGAGGAACCGCAGCACAUUCUGCUGGCGGGCGAGAGCAAUUCGGGCAAGACGACGAACAUGCUGCACCUGGUCCGACAGCUGAUGUAUCUCGGCAAAAGCUUGCAGGACAUAGGGUCCAGAGUGUUCCGGGCGAUCAAAGUGAUCCACGCGUUCAGCAACGCGGCCACCCCUCUGAACCCUAACUCGACCAGAUGUAUCCUGCAAGUGCAGACGACGUUCGGGUCCUCCGGGAAAGCGUCCGGCGGCAUAUUCUGCCUGUAUCAGCUCGAGAAGUGGCGCGUUUCCACGCGGGACAGGAACCAGUCGAACUUCCACAUGUUCUACUACUUUUACGACGGUCUGGACGCGAUCAACAAAUUGGGCCUGUACAAUUUAUCGCCGGGAAGAAGGGCUCGAUACCUUCGCACAAGCGACAAGGGCACCGAGCGCAAGCGGUCGUUCAAAGUACGGAACGAUCCACGGGGGAACGUCGUCAAGUUCGAGGAGAUCAAGGAGCAUCUUCGAGUCCUCGAGAUGGAGGAGUACUGCGAGACCAUUUGGAAAACGUUGGCAGCGAUCCUACUUUUGGGCGAGAUCCGAUUCGUCGAAGGCAACAACGGAGAGGCCGAGAUGGACAACCAUGAGCCAGCUUUCAAAGUGGCCCAGCUGUUGAACCUGGAUGAGAAGAAGUUCUCCUGGGCGUUGAUCAACUAUUGCGUGCUCAUAAGGGGCAGCGUGGUGCGCAGGAAGCACUCCUGCGAGGAGGCGAAGGAGGCGAGGGACGUGCUGGCCAACACGAUCUACCAGCGGCUGGUCGACUGGGUAGUGAACACCAUCAAUGUGAAGUUUACAGUCACCCGCGCGUUAUUCGGCGACAAGUACGUGGUCAACGUGAUGGAUCUUUUUGGGUUCGAGUGCAUCGCGGUGAACCAGCUCGAGCAGCUGAUAGUGAACACCAUGAACGAACAGAUGCAAUGCUACUACAACCAGAGGGUGUUCGCCUGGGAAAUGCAAGAGCUAGACGAGGAGGAGAUACCCGGCCAGCGUCUGCACUUCUACGACAACAAGGAAGCGAUCGAUCAGCUGAUGAGCAAGGACAGGGGUUUGUUCAGCAUAAUCGACGAGGCGUCGAAGAACAUGCUCGAUUAUCAGUUCAUUCUCGAGAAGAUACAGCAACAGUCGAACAACCUGUUCGUCAAACCGGUGAGCUCGCACGAGUUCACGGUCGCCCAUUACACGGGGAAGGUGAUGUACGACGCCAGCGAGAUAGCCGAGAAGAAUCGGGACUUCGUUUCGCCCGAUAUGAUCGAGACUUUCAGGCUGUCCAGCCUGGAGCUGGUCCAGGAGAUGUUCACCAAUAAGCUGACCAAAUCCGGCAGCCUGACCAUCAUCGUCGAACAUCCGAAGGUCUCGGAGAAGACGACGAGCAAAGGGAAAUGGGGCGCUUUGAUGCAGGAGACUUCCAAGCCGAGGAGGUUUAACACCGCGUCCCGAGGCCAGUUCUCGCAAUCGAGGAGAAUGCGAACAUCUGCGGCCACGUUCAAAUCGGUCAGUCUCGAGAUCCUGAAGAAUCUCUCGGUAGGUGCCGGGAACGGUGGGGUUCACUUCGUCAGGUGCAUCAGGUCGGACCUCGAAGGGGCGCCACGUGGCUUCUACAGAGAGGUCGUGAGACAGCAGAUCAGGGCCUUGGCGAUUCUGGACACCGCGAAAGGCAGGCAACGCGGCUACCCGUGUAGGAUAUCGUUUCAGGAGUUCCUCCGAAGGUAUCAGUUUCUCGCAUUCGAUUUCGACGAGACCGUAGAAGUCACCAAAGACAACUGUCGUUUGCUCUUGAUCCGAUUGAAAAUGGAAGGCUGGAUGCUCGGGAAGUCCAAGGUCUUCCUGAAGUACUACAACGAGGAGUAUCUGUCGCGGCUGUACGAGACGCAGGUGAAAAAGAUCAUAAAGGUUCAAUGUAUGAUGCGAGCUUUCCUAGCGAAGAAGAACAUAGCGACGAAGAUCACGGAUUUAACGAAGAAAGAACUUGCGAAGCAAGCGUCCUUAAGAAGGAUGGCGACGGUGGAGAUAACGGAGGAGGAGGCGGCGCUGAUAUUGCAGAAAGCGUACAGGGGUCACUUAGUGAGGAGGGAGUACGGACCCCUUCUCGGCAAGUCUCACUUGACACCGGAGACGAUGGAUAUGAUGAAAUUUUACAGCAGCAAAUGGAGAUCGAAGAGCAUGUUCCAAGUCCUCCUACAUUACCGUGCAGCCCGUUAUCAAGACCUCGUGCAAUUCUCGCAACAAGUGCAUUUGUUCAAUCAAGCGACGAUAGCGACGCUCGAGGUGAUGAAUGACGAAAUGGUACCAUUGGACAGGAUCGACACGAACAUUUCACCGCAAUCAUACUUAGGCCAGCUGAAACCACCCCAAGUGCACAAGCUACCGUUCAACUUUUAUAACGAGUUACCCUACUUCGAAAUGACGGGUAACAGUGAACAGGAAUGUCUUGGAUCCGCGACGUCGUUGGUGUCUGACGACGAGCACGAGGCCUGGGACGCGCCAUUACGGAGACAUACGAUGCCUUGGGCCAUCAACAACGCUCGUACCAGAGACGUCGAGGUGCAAACGACGAACUCGCCACAUCGAGUGGCACAGCCGAGCAGCGAGGGGAAGAGUCUGAUCGACACUCCGUUUUCCAGGGACCCGAAUACCGCGGUCCGAGUUCCGCCGCAACGAACGACCGAAAUCGGAACGGGUAACUCCGGAUAUCAACAUACUUCUUCGAGCCAUCGUAGUCCCGCGCCAACUGUCCACCCUCAUAAUCCUCACUCAAACGAUUAUGAUACCGCCGAGUCGACACGUUCUAAAAAUAACGCACCACCACCACCUCCGUUCGAUCAGACACAAUCGCCCACGCCCCCACGCAUCGAUCCUUACAGCACGAACUCACGCAGGAAAAGCAACCCCGGUAUGAGCGAGAUGGAAUUCGAGGACAGGACGAACAGAAACCCCAGCAACCCUAAUCGCAUCAAUCCGAUCCAGGAAAUGCAGAUGAUCGGACGCAGGAACAACAACGACGACGAGGACGCCGACGAGCCUCCGUUCAACUUUCAGGCUAUGCUGAGGAAAACGAGCCAUCAGCGGGCGUCGAUGAAGCGCAAUCCCAUCUACGACAGCUAUUCACCGUCGCCACUGCCAAGUUUGGGACAUCGUGGAAGCCGCGAAUUCGAAUCGAACGUCGUCUACAGAAGCAAAGACUCUGUAGCUCGCAGAGACUCGUCCGAGUGGAGUCCCAACGAUAUGGUACGGAUGUCCGAAAAGUAUAGCAGGGAGGUUGCCUGGGGCGAGGAACGAUCCGACGAUCGGAUCAACGCUGCUGCCUCGGAUAGUGUCACCACCGCCGAGAUUGCGCCGGGAAUCGUUAUCGAGGGUUACGUGGCCGAGUUGUAAAAUUCGAGCCAACAACCGAAAAACUUCUUGCGCGUCGAGCCAGAAUAAAAACUGGAUCAGUUGGAAUUGCUAAUAUACCGCGAGAAGUCAAGAGAGGAUGAUAGAGGGAAAAAGAGAAAGAGAGAGAGAGAGAGAGAGAGAGAGAGAGA
Messenger RNA from Megalopta genalis, 5184 nucleotides. RefSeq names its product STKc_myosinIII_N_like and MYSc_Myo21 domain-containing protein ninaC (gene ninaC). Gene Ontology annotation, biological process: peptidyl-serine phosphorylation; regulation of actin filament length. The record is from RefSeq and is a predicted model, not a curated record. Lineage: Eukaryota; Metazoa; Arthropoda; Insecta; Hymenoptera; Halictidae. Gene Ontology annotation, cellular component: myosin complex. Gene Ontology annotation, molecular function: ATP binding; protein tyrosine kinase activity; protein serine/threonine kinase activity.